Messenger RNA from Varroa destructor (honeybee mite), 2917 nucleotides. Its product is annotated as malonate--CoA ligase ACSF3, mitochondrial-like. NCBI's taxonomy places the organism in Eukaryota, Metazoa, Arthropoda, Arachnida, Mesostigmata, Varroidae. The record is from RefSeq and is a predicted model, not a curated record. Gene Ontology annotation, molecular function: medium-chain fatty acid-CoA ligase activity. Gene Ontology annotation, biological process: fatty acid metabolic process.
GAAAUUAGUGUUUUAAUUCCAGGCUUUGCUUACAGUCGAUAGUCAGUCGCACUGGCUUAGCGUUGGAAAGAACAUUACCAAAUUGCUAGAAUUGCCUUCGUAUGUCAAAAUGCGUAUGCCUAAAUGGAUAUCACGUGACGCCUAAUUGGAUGGGAAGACAAAGUUUUCUAAAAGAACUACCAUACAGCCAUCUCCAGUAAUUUUUUCGGCUCAUACCACUACGAUGAGAUUUUUAGGCAUGCAGAAUAGCCCGUGCCAAUAAGUCAUAGGGGAUUUUAGCCACUGCAAACGGCCAGCAGUAUCAUUCAUCUAUAUACCUUCCAGAUUGUUUAAAGAGACGGCGAGAGGGAGAAGAAGGAAUAAGAAUAGAAGAGGAGGCAACCUUUGAAGGCAGCGCAAAAAUCAGAGACAUCUCCUUUAGGUUUACAUUUUAGCGGACCGUCGUGUUAGAGUUUAAUGUUGCUACUGGUAAAUCUAUGACAAAACCACCACUCUUAAAUAGAUCACAAAGUCUGGCACCGUUUCGUCGAUGCCUGCUUUGCCGGGUACACUAAUGGUUAUGCCUUUUAACAAAUUCAGGCUGUUUUAGAAAUGCUCUUACUAUUCCAUAAUCUAUAGUGAAAUUCUUAUGCUCGAUACGUGCCAGAAAGAUUUCCUACUCAAGUAAUAUAUAGGGUAUAUGUAAUGCUGUUAAACAUUCAGCCAGCCCAGCAAACUAGAUGUCAUUGUGUACGACUUAUCACCUGAUUGUCGUGUAGGCAUCUUAUUAGACGUUUAAAUCAAAACAUGCAAACUGUUCCGCAAUAUUCGGUUUUGUGGCCGUCAUAAACUUCUGUAGCCAGCGAUUUGUAAGGCUAAAAGCCUUGAAUAGUUACAUCCAGUCAUGCAAUCCGCGCGGCAAUUCGUUGGCCGUGGGGCGCAAUGGUUGCAAAUAUCAGCUUGGGCAAGUGGCCCAGGUCGCUCUACUAAAGGUCAAUGUAGCCACGGGCUACUUCGUGAAGGAGCAACUCUUGAUAAACGGGCGUCUGGUCUUUCAAGUGCCAAUAUCGUCCGAUUCCAGUGUUCAAGAACCCCUACAGAAGACGCGUUUGCUAAGGAGUACACGCCUGUAUUUGGAUCUCACCUAGCAAAGGUUCUUGAGCGACCUGCAGUACAAGACGAUACCGGUAGUUAUUCUUAUACAGAAGUGUACCAACUGGCAGGAGCUAUUCACGAGCGGAUUAUCAACAAGGGCGGAGUUCAACCAACUAUCGCUGGCGAUACUCCUUGCAUAGAUGGCGGUGACGGAGGUAGGUUACGAAUUGUGCCGCGGGUAGCUUACCUCUGUCCGGGGGAUGUACGCUACGUAGCUACUCUUUGGGCAAUUUGGAAGAAUGGCUUGUGUGCUGUCCCCCUGUUCCACGAACAUCCCAUAAGCCUAAUGGAGUAUUACGUCAACGACCCUCAAGUCAGUCUGAUUAUAGGAACUAAGGAGUUUGAACCGAAAUUAAAAGAACUUGGAAGUAAAACCAACACGCCAGUACUUAUUCUCGGUGACACGGAAGAAAUCGGUCUAGGACCCAGCUGGGACAAUACGCCCAAAUGGUAUGGACUUGAGACGUACGACGCUCUAAUAAUGUACACGUCAGGGACAACCGGCCCGCCGAAAGGUGUAGUGCAUCGUCACGUUAAUCUGUGGUUCCAAGCAUCACAAAUCCGGGAUGCGUGGCAAUGGACUGAUCGCGAUCGAAUGCUGCACGCCUUACCGUUGCACCACACGCAUGGCAUAGUUUCCGGAAUUUUGACACCGCUUUACUCAGGCGCCUGCAUCCGUAUGCUUCGAAAGUUUGACCCUGCUAGAAUUUGGCAACAUUUGUUGCUGGAAGUGGAAUCCGAAAACCCUGUGUCCAUAUUUAUGGGUGUUCCCACAAUGUACGUCCAACUUCUUUCGUUCUUUAAAAACCACUUAGCAUCCAGUUGGCCUACGGACAAGGUUCACAAAGCAAUUCGCAGCCACAUCAGGCUCCUCAUCAGCGGUUCAGCGGCUCUUCCGGAACCUAUUUAUAGGCAGAUUAAAGAAAUUAUGGGAAUAGAGGUUCUCGAACGAUACGGCAUGACUGAAGUGGGAGUCCCACUUUCAAAUAACCUUCAUGGAAAACGAUACGUUGGUUAUGUUGGUUUUCCUACGAGAGGUAGUGAGAUCUUGAUCGCAGAGCUGGAAGGGCGACGAAUCGUAAAAACAAUAGCGAAAGGAGAUUACAACGGAAGUACCAUUUAUGAAAAAGAUACGAGCGGAGACUUACUACUGCGCGGUCCGUUUGUAUUUAACCGUUACUGGAAUAAAAAGGAAAGGACAAGGGAAGCCUUUAGUGAGUGCGGGUGGUUCAUAACGGGAGAUAUAGCUCAGUGCAUUAUGACUGAAAAUAACGGAUCUAAAGGCGUCUACAAGAUCCUGGGACGUGCUUCGACCGACAUAAUCAAGUCAGGUGGUUAUAAAAUCAGCGCUCUUGAUGUUGAAAAACACCUGUUAAGUCAUCCGGAUACUGAUGAAGUAACGGUAGUUGGGGUUCCUGAUGAAAUAUGGGGUGAGCGCGUAGCUGCUAUCGUUGUGCUUAAAAGCACUGCAAGCGAGCUUCAGCUGGAUUCUUUGCGAGCCUGGUGCAAGAAGCGCAUGGCAUCAUACAGUGCACCAACGAUCUUAAAAAUCGUGCCGAAACUGGAGAGAAAUUAUCUUGGGAAAAUCAACAAGAAAGAACUGGUCAAGAAACUAUUCCCAAGCUCCUCCUAGAGAACAUGGAAGACUCACUAAAACAAUUACGGCAUCAUUGCAUGGGUGUCGCAUUUAUGUAUGUAUAUAUAUAUAUAUAUAUACAAAUGUUGAUUGUUUUACAGAGUGCCUGGUUUGAUCGCAUUCGUUAAUAAAAAAACUGAAACACUA